AUGGCCCAGCAUCAAUAUCCAGUCCAUUACUUUGACCUCCCCAAUUUCACCUUCACCAAUGGGACCACCGUGCCCCUCGUCCGCCUGGCCUACCUCGACAUAAACAGCACUGCCAGCAAAGUCGCCCUCAUCCCAACUUGCUUCAAGGGCUCCCUUCAAUCAACCCUCAACUCUUCUUCUGGCGUCUUGAAGAACCACAGGAUCCUCGUUGUCGCCCUGUUUGGCAACGGCGAGUCUUCCAGCCCUUCCAACACGCCCUCAUUUCCCGCCUCUCUGGACUACCGCGACUGCGUGCGCGCCCAGCAUGCGCUGCUUGCAUAUCUGGGUGUCGAUGUUCUAGACGUCGUCUUGGGGUUUUCUAUGGGUGGACAGACUACCUACCACUGGGCUGUCAUGUAUCCGACCAUGGUACGCAAUGCCGUCAUCAUUUGCUCCUCGGCUCGCACGAGCGGUCAUAACAGACAGUUCCUCGAAGGCCCAUCCGCCGCCCUAGAAAACGCUGUCGACUUCACAGGAAAGCCCCAAGAUUAUGCGUCGCGUGGUGUCCGCGCAUUCGGUAAGGCGUACUCAGCGUGGCUUACUAGUGCUGAGUGGUUUGACCAGCACCUCUACAAGGACCUGGGGUACGACAGCUUGCACGCGUGGGAUAGCGAGACCACUGGGCCGCGGUACGAUGGGUGGUACCCAAACGACCUGCUCGUGAAGCUGCGCAUGUGGCAAAACGGCGAUAUCAGUAAUUUGGCGGACGGUGGCGGAUUGGAAGAGGCCUUGGGGAGGAUUGAAGCGCGGGUUCUGCUGAUGCCGUGUCGGACUGACCAAUACUUUCGCCCCGAUGCCAGCGAGCGCGAGGUCGCGAUGCUGAAGAGAGGGAGUUUGAAAGUCAUUCCGUCGGUUUGGGGACACUUGGCAGGCGCAGGGUCAAACUCAGCGGAUGUAAAGUGGAUGGAUGAGAAGAUCGCUGCCUUUUUAGCAGAAGAUGCAGAUGCAGAGACAGAGGCGAGAGCAUAG
Messenger RNA from Colletotrichum graminicola M1.001, 1008 nucleotides. RefSeq lists its product as uncharacterized. Gene Ontology annotation, biological process: biosynthetic process. The transcript has a single exon. The record is from RefSeq and is a predicted model, not a curated record. Lineage: Eukaryota; Fungi; Ascomycota; Sordariomycetes; Glomerellales; Glomerellaceae. Gene Ontology annotation, molecular function: acyltransferase activity, transferring groups other than amino-acyl groups. The coding region runs from base 1 to 1008 and encodes 335 amino acids.